AUGAGGCCGGUUAUCAUUUACUCAAUAGAUCCCCCUCGCGGCACGCCCGAAGAAACGGCUCUCGUUCGCGCACUACGUACCAUCGUUCUUGCGAUACAUACAGCCGCCCCAGACCCCCGGCGAGGCACCGUCCCCCCCGAGGCGACGGAACAUGCUCUCUCAACGUCGCGCAAUCUUGUGCAGCUCAACGCACAGACGCCGCGGUGGCCACCUGAUAUCCCGCCCGGAUUCCCUUCCUUGAAUGUGGCGUGGCUCAAGGACAUCCUCGCAAACGGUCUCCCGGCCGUGUCGACUGCCAUGAUUUCGCUCGACAACACCGAAGACGACUGGUACGCUGAAACGCUGGCAGGACUCGCGACUGGCCACGUCGUCAGCCACCUGGGGUUCAUCCCCAUUCCCUCUACAGACCUGGAUUCGGAUCCGGCCAGCUUCUCUUUUCACGUUCAUCCUCUACCUAGUGGGCGCGCAAACAAACACCCGCCUAGCGCUCCCAAGAUGGAUGAGCGCUCUCAGCGCGACCGCGCUCUCUGGCAUGCCCGCCGACACGCCUUCAAUUUAGAAUGCCUAUCGCCGUGGAGGAACUGGGGUCCCUAUCUCGCAGUGCUUUCGGAGGGCGGGUCAUCGCAGCCUUCUGAAGAGGACGAAGAUCCCGGCCGGCGACGGGCCGGUCGCAGGUCGCAGACAGCAGACGUUCCGCGGGCAGAGGCGCUUCUCCCGGAUUGGUCGUGGCUCGGCGCCGCGCGGAUGGUCGCUGAAUGCACGCUGCGCGCACACGAGUCCCCGGAUAACAUUACUAGACUUGAAGUCUGGGAUAAUCUUCGUGAGGGUGCUUGGCUGCGACCUGCCCCGGGCGACCCAAGUGAAGAAGCUGAGGGGUCCGAGGAGGAAGAUGGCGAUGUUGAAUACGACUGGGCGGGUGUGGAGGGUGUGUGGAGACGUCUGGUAUGCUGGCUAGACUAUGGUGAUCUCAUCCGUCAUAACCGUUCCCGAAGGUUUGACAACCCUCACUUGGAAGAAGCCUGGAUAAUCGUCCCACUCUCUCUACGCAUCACCGGGUACUCGCCAUCACCUAACCCCGUGUACGCCGACAGGCCGACGAUCCACGUCGAAGGCGAAAUGGGUGGCGCUGGAUGGGAUGGCAAUGUGGACCUCGCGGACGAGGACGUACGUCGCGUGCACGGCUCGGUGAGCAUGCUCGUUGAUGGCAGCGUGCGCUGGUGUAUCACAUCCCUCAAUGAAGACAACGGCGCGGACGAAUGGGCCUCCGAGGCUAUACAGCUCGGCGGGGUUGGAUCCGCAAUGGGUAUGCUGGGGAUGUGGACGGGAGCGCGCCACGAGGAAGAGGACCCGAUCGGGGUGAUAUGGCAGUGGCGCGUCAGCUAG
Trametes versicolor FP-101664 SS1 is the source of this 1383-nucleotide messenger RNA. RefSeq lists its product as uncharacterized. Lineage: Eukaryota; Fungi; Basidiomycota; Agaricomycetes; Polyporales; Polyporaceae. The record is from RefSeq and is a predicted model, not a curated record. The transcript has 6 exons. Bases 1 to 1383 code for a protein of 460 amino acids.